Mesorhabditis spiculigera is the source of this 855-nucleotide messenger RNA. Lineage: Eukaryota; Metazoa; Nematoda; Chromadorea; Rhabditida; Rhabditidae. The record is from the annotation of a GenBank genome assembly.
AUGACAAUCGGCUGGGCCCCCAUCCUGGCGCUUGUCUUGAUGCAGGUGACCGGCGAUGACGAACGGGAGGGCUCGAGCGAAAGCGAGAUGCAGGAGUCGGACGCCAAGAAGAAGGAGAAGAAGGCCGGCUGCUCAAAAGAGAAAAAGGAGGGAAAGCCCAAAGUCGAGAUCAAGCAGGACAUGAUGAGCAAGUACAACAAAACACAUCAUCAGCCGAGCGUCUCCACUCAGAAGACCGCCCACCCUUUGCCACGCCCGCGUAUGCUGAUCAUGUUCCAUCGAACGCUGAAGCAAUACGCUGUCACGCUGGAGACAAUUCAUCAUCUGCUCCUCGUCAGGCCCUGGGCAUUCGGUUUCGUGAGCAGGCCGUACACGCUCACCUUUCUUCCGAUCCAGAACUGCUCGCUGACGAUGCACCGCGCCGCCAUGGUGCUCCUCCCGUUCACAAUCCCGGAACUGCCCCACUUCGUCUACACCAGCAUGCCGCCACAAGAACUCGGUGAAGAGACCCCGCCUCGAGAUGGCAACGAUGAAUCGGGCGGCACGUCAUACACUGAUCUGGGGCUCCCAGCUGAAGUGCCCGAAUGCUACGUCUGCGACUCGGAACCGGGCACCCUCGUACUGCUACAGCAGCGGAUCGGAGUGAAGUGUCUCAACGCGCGAAACUACUACCUCCAGAAGCCGCUCGAGAAGCGGGCCCACAAGAAGAAGUGCCCACACAAGGACUUUGACAGCUCCCAGCUGCCAACGGACCCGGAGCUGCGACGCACCACCUUGAGAGAGAGCGCUGCGACCGGGUGUGGCUUCUGCCGCGUGCUCGUCAUCCAACAGCUCCAAGUCUCCUUCGCCAUCUAC